UUGUGUGUGAAAACAAGUACCUAAUUUAGACAAAUUAUUAUAUAUAUAUCGCGUAUGUGUAUAUAUGUAUAUAUAUGUAUGUAUGUACAUUCGCAGCAAUAAUUACAACAAAAAGAAAAAAAAAAAGAUGUGAUGUUAACGAAAUAGUAAGAAUGAUAAUCAGUAAAGAAAGAGAAAAUUUGUCGCCGUAGUUUCUCAUUGUGGGUGUUAUCGAAAUAAUAUUUAGAGAAGAGAAGAGUGAAGAGGAGAGAAGAAAAGAAGUCUUUAAGCAAAAAUAAUGGGAUUAGUCGGCUAAUGGGGGAAAAAGAAGAGGAUGAAGAAAGUACAUGAUAUAUAUACAUAGAAUAAAAUAAAAAGGAGAAAAUUAUUUUUUCCAAAAAUAUUGUUAACGCAUAAGAAGGAAACUUAGUAAUGUAAAAAUUUGUAAAGAAUGUGAAUGUGAAAGAAAAAAUAUUAUAAGAGGUUCAUACGAACGAGAAAUUUUUAAUGGACAGAUGCAGUGCCAAAUAGUGAUAAUAUGUCUUUUGUAUGUGGGGGUGGUGUAUGCACGUACAGAAGAAGAUCAACAGGCAUCGAGUGCUUCCAAUGCUAACGGAAUUACAGAAAUUUUUUCAGGACUUUCGGAACAAUGUUUUUAUCGACCUCCAACCGAUUGUCCUGACUUAAACGUCGGUUGUCCUUGCAAGAGAAUUAGUUUAUCGCACAAUUACGAAAGUGACGCCGUACUUUGUUGUAAUUUAGAUAAUCAUACUUUCGAAAAUGGUCUUCAAUGCGUUGGAUUUCCAUCGAAUAUAUCUUAUAUUCAUAUUCGUAAUGCUACCUUGGAUGUAUUUGAUGCCAAAAAAACAAAAUGGAGAAGAUUAAAAUCACUUGCCAUAACCGAUGGAAGAAUUAAUCGUGUCAAAGGGCAAUUCCUUAUAAUGACACCUACGUUAUGUUUGAAUCUUUCAAACAAUGCUCUCAUCGAAAUAGACAAUAAUUCGUUAAUUAGAUUAGCACAGCUUACUACCUUGGAUUUAUCUUAUAAUAAUUUAACGCAUUUACCUGCAUUGAAUACAAUGAACGGUAGAGAAUUUUGGCUCGAUAUUUCUGGAACUAAUACUCUCUGGUGUCAUGACAUUUAUCAAUAUAUCAAUAAAACAGGAGAGAAACAAAUUAAUUUCAAUAGAGAAAAUGAAACGGUGUGUUCUGCGAGUAAAACAUGGCAUUGGUUUAAUACUACAGAACAAGUACCGUUGCAACAAGUGCGUUAUCUUAGUCUGUUGCAGACAGAGUGUCCAAAAGGUGAUACUUGGCAAUGUCAAUGUAAUUUUAGAAGAUUAGAUAUAGUUGAAGGAAAACCACCUACAUUAGCAGUAAAUGUAGAUUGCAGUGGAAUACAAUUAACAGAAUUACCGGAUAAAUUACCACGCAACACAAUAGCACUAAAUGUUUCUUAUAACAAUAUCACAGUAUUAGAUGAUUUGAGUACCAAUCCAUGUUACGAAGAUAUACGUGAAUUUUAUGCCGACUAUAAUAACAUAUCAUCAAUCAAUAAAUUAGAAGGUUCCAAGUUUUUAGACAAUUAUGCAUUACUCAGUUUAAGAUACAAUAAAAUUAAAUCGCUUCCAACUUAUAUUUUAAGUCUGAAUGUACAUGAUAAAAGUUUUGGAAGUUCUCGAUUAGUUAAACUUGGUGGAAAUGAAUUGCAUUGUGAUUGUAAUACUGCUAAAUAUUUAAAGGUGUGGCUGCAAACACGUAUAUUAGAUUCAGAUGAAGUUUUAUGUGAAAAUGUAAAAGAAAAGGUGGUUGAUUUAGAGCCAUCAAAGAUGUGUGUCUAUCCUGGAGAUUGGACUGAUUAUAUUUAUUAUAUAAUUGCUACUGAAGUGAUAUUAUUGAUAAGUCUAAUAGCUAAAGUUUCUUAUGAUUAUUGGGUAUUUAAAACUGCUGGUUACUUGCCAUGGCCAGCCAAUAAGAUGCCAAAGUUGCCUUGUGAUUGGCUAUGUGAAACAUAACAGAAUAUUAUAUUGAUAGUUAUAAAUACGUUAUUUUUCUAUUUCAAUAUAUUGAAAAGAUUAUAUAUUUUUUAUUAUUGGUCAUAUAAAAAUGUAUAUAUAAUCAAUAUCAAAUCUUGUUUCCAUGACAUAUAUUAUAAUAAAAUGAAAUUUGCAUAUUUAA
This is a messenger RNA of Vespula vulgaris, 2157 nucleotides long. RefSeq names its product protein halfway (gene hfw). The coding region runs from base 495 to 1994 and encodes 499 amino acids. The record is from RefSeq and is a predicted model, not a curated record. The transcript has 8 exons. Gene Ontology annotation, molecular function: protein binding. Lineage: Eukaryota; Metazoa; Arthropoda; Insecta; Hymenoptera; Vespidae.